Molecule: messenger RNA, 2266 nt
Organism: Microplitis mediator
Lineage: Eukaryota; Metazoa; Arthropoda; Insecta; Hymenoptera; Braconidae
Product: neprilysin-2-like
Exons: 6
Coding region: 33-2162 (709 amino acids)
Biological process (GO): protein processing
Cellular component (GO): plasma membrane
Molecular function (GO): metalloendopeptidase activity
Source: RefSeq, a predicted model, not a curated record
UAUGGGCUGCCUCGCUCGCAAUAUGUAUUUCAAUGAUAUCAGCCGGAACUUUGAAUAAUACAAUGGACCAGUCAUCUGGAAAUAAGUUAAAUUGUACGACUCGAGGAUGUGUAAUGGAUAAUUUGGAAUUCGAAUUCAAUUUAAUGUCUAAUAUAAAUAUGAGCGUCGAUCCCUGCGAUAAUUUUUAUGAAUUCGCUUGCGGUAAUUUUGAUAACUUUCCCGAUGAUGCACAAUUUGUUCGCCAAUACUUUGAUGUCCCAUCGAGCGCCAUGUAUGAUAAAAUUUACGAUUCAGUACAAAAAAGCGAACCAAUGGAUUCUCCGAGGCAAUUUCAUUUCCUGAGAGACUACAUGAUUUCUUGUGGAAAAGUGAACUCUAAUAACAACGAUAAGUAUCUUGGUAUCAAAGCAGACAAACUGGAUGAUUUAACAGAAGUAAUAUCGAAAUUAGGCGAGUGGCCCGUUAUCAAAGGCUCUAAAUGGAACGACACUAAUUUUAAUUGGAUGAGUUUUAAUAACAAAGCAGGAAAUCUUGGCGCCGCUAAAAACUUAUUCCUUCAUUUAUAUAUUGAACUACAACACGGAAGUAAGAAAUAUUUUUUGUAUCCACAAGAAUUUGAAUUUUCGUAUGAAAAUAUAAAGAAUCUCCAGAAUAAUAUCACAAUCAAUGCUUAUUAUAAGUAUAUGGUCGAUGUUGCUAAACUUCUUGGUGCGAAUGAAACACAAGCAAAAAUAGAACUCAUGGAAUCAUUUCAAUUUGAACUCAAACUUAUCAAUAUGAGCAAUAACAACGAUAUAGCAUUAAAUCAUGUAGAUAACGCCAGCAAAAUGUCGCUGAAAGAAAUAAAAGAAAAGUGGCCAGGUAUUGAAUGGGAUAAACUGAUCACUGUGACAACUGAAUCGCAAAAAAAAUUUUACUACCCAAAUGAAACGAUGAUUUCCAUAGAAAUUCAUUAUUAUAUAACAGAACUGGAAAAAUUAAUGAAAGAAACUCCAAAAAGAGUCCAAGCCAAUUACGCUGUAUGGAAGACAAUUCGAUCUAUGAUUCCAAUGGUUGAAUCCGUUACUCUUUCUAAACUUUACGUAGCUUAUUCAAAAAUAAGGAACCCAUCUGCAGUCUUUGACGACAUCGACUGCUUCGAUAAUCUUAAAAUUAAGUUACCAGAACUUAUGUACUCUUACUAUGUACAUCACUUCUCAAUCGACAAACGGGCCAAAACUCAUGCAGAUCAAUUAACUUCCGACAUAAAAAAAAAAUUUUUAGAUAUUUUGAGUAAUACGUAUAAAUCGGAUAUUAAAACUAAAGAUAAACUAACUGCGGAAAUAAAUUCUUUAAGGUUUAUCAUCGGAUAUCUCGACGAAGUCUUUGAUGAUAAAAUAUUGGACGGAUAUUAUCAAGGCCUUGAAAUAACUUUUGACAGUUUUUUAACGAAUAACUUGAACGUGAAUUCAUUCAAUCGAAAAAAAUUUAGAGAAGUUUUGGAGAAGCCAAUAAAUUUGAUUAAUUGGAUGACUAUUUUCAAACUAUCUAACCCGUUUGAAAUCGGUGGUAUCAACUUGCAUGUAUUGAAUACUAUUGUUAUAGGUCUCGAAAGAUUGAGAACUUUGUUCUUCAGUAUUAAUCGUCCAGAUCACAUUAAUUUGGCCACGCUUGGAGUCACCAUUGGGCAUGAAUUAGGGCAUACCAUACACGUUUCUUACGAUGGUAUUGAUGAGUUCGGAAUUAAAGACAACGGAUGGAGUGUAUUGGCAGAUGAACAAUUUCAGCAAACAGAAAAGUGCUUAAUAGAACAAUUCUCGAAUUAUUCUAUCGAAACAACUGGAGAAAAUCUAGACGGUUCAAUCUAUUUGAAAGAAAAUAUUGCUGACAACAUUGGUAUACAAGUUGCUUAUUCGGUCUACCUAGAUUGGGUCAAAAAGUAUGGACCCGAAGCAACUUUUUCUAAUUUGCCUUAUAAUUCGAAUCAGUUGUUUUGGCUGUCAUAUGCAACUCGAUGGUGCGAACCUAAGCCAUUUUUGCAGCAAAUAGAUUUGACCGAGGAGCAUCCUCCACUCGAUAAACGUGUUAAUGGAGCGUUUUCAAACAGCCCAGAAUUUUCAAAAGAUUUCAAUUGUCCCUUGGGCUCUAACAUGAAUCCUAUUAAAAAAUGUAGAGUAUUUUGAUAGAAAUAUUUCAUUCUUUCUUGCAAUCGGGGUCAAACCAAAAAUUUCCCGGAUUUUUCGAUUCCGCUAUUAUUGGUUAACUUAUGAGCUCUUUGAGCUGAAUA